GAGGCCCGCGGGCGGCGGCGCAGGAGGAAGCGGAGGAGGACCCGCGCGCGGGGCCCGGGAGACAGGCAGAGCAGCGCCGCCGCCGCCGCAGCCCGGGGCUCGCCAUGCUCCUGGCCUCGGCCGUGGUGGUCUGGGAAUGGCUGAACGAGCACGGCCGCUGGCGUCCCUACAGCCCGGCCGUGAGCCACCACAUCGAGGCGGUGGUCCGCGCCGGGCCCCGCGCGGGGGGCAGCGUGGUGCUGGGCCAGGUGGACAGCCGUCUCGCGCCCUACAUCAUCGACCUGCAGUCCAUGAACCAGUUCCGCCAGGACACGGGGACGCUCCGUCCGGUUCGCCGCAACUACUACGAUCCGUCCUCGGCCCCCGGCAAGGGCGUGGUGUGGGAGUGGGAGAAUGACAACGGUUCUUGGACGCCCUAUGACAUGGAAGUGGGCAUCACCAUCCAGCACGCCUAUGAGAAGCAGCACCCCUGGAUCGACCUCACUUCCAUCGGCUUUAGCUACGUCAUUGACUUCAGCACCAUGGGCCAGAUCAACCGGCAGACCCAGCGCCAACGCCGCGUCCGUCGGCGCCUGGAUCUCAUCUACCCGAUGGUCACCGGCACCUUGCCGAAGGCCCAGUCCUGGCCGGCCAGCCCCGCAUUGGCCGCCUCGCCCGCGGCCCCGCCCUGUUCCUGCCCGCAGUGCGUCCUGGUGAUGAGCGUCAAGGCCGCCGUGGCCAAUGGGAGCACCGGUCCGCUGCAGCCCCCAGCCGCCCGCAAGAACAUGCCCCCAUCUGGAGCCGUCAAGCUGCCCCCACCACCGGGCCCUGGGGCCAAGCCACUGGACAGCACGGGCACCGUCCGAGGCCCGAUGAAGACUGUCCCAUCGCAGGCGAUCCGGCGACAGGCCUCCAGCACGCCCGCAGGGGUGACCGUGGGUUCUCCCGCCAGUCCCCUCGGAGCCAACAGCAAGACCGGAAGGGUGGCCCUGGCGACCUUAAAUCGGACCAACCUGCAGCGACUGGCCAUUGCCCAGUCCCGGGUGCUGAUCGCCUCUGGGGUCCCCACUGUCCCAGUGAAAAACCUAAAUGGGACCAGUCCUGUGAACCCUGCCUUGGCAGGAAUCACUGGGAUUCUCAUGAGCGCUGCGGGGCUGCCUGUGUGUCUCACCAGGCCCCCGAAGCUGGUCCUCCACCCACCCCCGGUGAGCAAGAGUGAAAUCAAAUCCAUCCCAGGGGUUUCCAACACGAGCCGCAAGACGACCAAAAAGCAAGCCAAGAAAGGUAAAACCCCAGAAGAAGUGUUGAAGAAGUACUUGCAGAAAGUCCGGCAUCCCCCCGAAGAGGACUGCACCAUCUGCAUGGAGCGCCUCACGGCCCCCUCAGGCUACAAGGGCCUACAGCCAACGGUCAAGCCUGAGCUGGUGGGCAAGCUGUCCAGAUGCGGCCAUAUCUACCACAUCUACUGCCUGGUCGCCAUGUACAACAACGGCAACAAGGAUGGGAGUCUGCAGUGCCCAACCUGUAAGACCAUCUAUGGAGUGAAGACAGGCACUCAGCCCCCGGGGAAGAUGGAGUACCACCUCAUCCCUCACUCCCUGCCUGGCCACCCCGACUGCAAGACCAUCCGGAUCAUCUACAGCAUUCCUCCCGGCAUUCAGGGGCCAGAACACCCAAAUCCCGGGAAGAGUUUCAGCGCCCGUGGCUUCCCACGACACUGCUACCUUCCAGACAGCGAGAAAGGGAGAAAAGUGCUGAAGCUGCUGCUUGUGGCCUGGGAUCGCCGCCUCAUCUUUGCCAUUGGUACCUCCAGCACCACGGGCGAGUCAGACACCGUGAUCUGGAAUGAGGUCCACCACAAGACAGAGUUCGGCUCUAAUCUCACAGGUCACGGCUACCCGGAUGCCAAUUACCUGGAUAACGUGUUGGCUGAACUGGCUGCCCAGGGCAUUUCUGAGGACAGCACUGCUCAGGAGAAGGACUGAGCUGGGGUGGGGUUGGGGGGUCUUUGGGCUAGGAGGGGCCAUGGGGACCACAGGGCAGGAAGUGGGAGAGUCAAGGUGGAAGUUGAUGCCAUGCCCUCCCGACUCCCUCAUCUCCCCUUCUGUCCUGUCCCCAUCCCCCAUCCCUCCUGGCCACAGUGGGGGAGGGAGAUUGAGUAAGGUGACGUCAUUCAUAACCCUCAUCCUCCGCAAAGGAAACAUGGGAUGAGGGCCAUCCUCAGUCUGUUCCCAUGGAGUUUUUGGUGCUGGGUAGGCAAGAACCCCCCACCCCCCUAAGCAGGGGGCAUGGUCAGCACACUUAGGGUAUGGACAGUGCAAGGGCACUCUGUACCCGGGCCUUGUGAAGCCUGAGGUUCAGUACCUUAGCUGGCUUCUUGCUGCUUCCACUCUCCUUUGAGAGCGGAGUUUCUGCUUUUCUCUCCUCCUCUGGAGGCGAGGAGCUCUCACUGUGCACGAUUGGGGGGAAAGGGGUGAACCACUAAAUUGCUGUGACAUCAGAAAUCAAUGCUUCGUUGUACAGCAAGGAAGCACUUCCCGCCAAGAGGGU
Lontra canadensis (Northern American river otter) is the source of this 2529-nucleotide messenger RNA. It is a transcript of the gene DTX4, whose product is annotated as deltex E3 ubiquitin ligase 4. Gene Ontology annotation, biological process: Notch signaling pathway; protein ubiquitination. The transcript is spliced from 9 exons. Gene Ontology annotation, molecular function: ubiquitin protein ligase activity; zinc ion binding. Gene Ontology annotation, cellular component: nucleoplasm. The record is from RefSeq and is a predicted model, not a curated record. Bases 105 to 1964 code for a protein of 619 amino acids. NCBI's taxonomy places the organism in Eukaryota, Metazoa, Chordata, Mammalia, Carnivora, Mustelidae.